Messenger RNA from Apodemus sylvaticus (European woodmouse), 8465 nucleotides. It is a transcript of the gene Golga3, whose product is annotated as golgin A3. The record is from RefSeq and is a predicted model, not a curated record. NCBI's taxonomy places the organism in Eukaryota, Metazoa, Chordata, Mammalia, Rodentia, Muridae. Bases 455 to 4918 code for a protein of 1487 amino acids. The transcript has 24 exons.
UGAUUUGGUCCUUGUAUAGGAAGUUGUUUCUCUGAAGGGAAGGUAGACAAAAUUAUAAGGCCACAUUCUGAAGGCUAUCUCAGUUCUGUCCGGAGAUCCAUACUAACCCUAAUUCGGAAGUGACUACUGGCCGCAGAGGACAGCCUCUCUUCCGGAACGAAGACCUUACGGACAGUUUGUUUCCGGGGGGUUGCCCGAGACUGGUGCCCCGUUGCGCCCCGCCCCUUACACAGCCACGUCCUACCGGAGCCGCAGGGUUGGGCCGCUACGGGAAUCAUGGUAUUGCUUGGUUUGACUUCAAGCCAUUUAUGAGACAUUAAACCUUACCCUGAAAAUGGAAAGCAGCAUGAGAUUCUUCUUAGAAGCUCUGAGCUGUUGCUGAUGGCAAAAAGCAAACUUAAUCUAGAGUUACUUGUAGCUCCUCAGAAUCUUCUUAGUCUGGGCUGCCCUGACCAUGGAUGGAGCAUCAGCCAAACAGGAUGGCCUCUGGGAAAAUAAGUCCAGCAAUGAUGUUUCAUCUUGCCCUGAAGCCUCACUAGAGAAUGUAGGCUCUUUGGCCAAACCACCUGACCAACAGGAUACAGCUCAGGAUGCCAGUGUUGAGGUAAACAGAGUUUUUAAGGAAGAAGGAAGCCCAGAUAGAUCCAGCCAGGUGGCCAUCUGUCAGAAUGGGCAGAUCCCAGACCUUCAGUUGUCUCUAGAUCCCACAACAAGCCCAGUGGGGCCUGAUGCCUCUACAGGUGUGGAUGGUUUCCAUGACAACCUAAGGAACUCUCAGGGAACUAGUGCUGAGGGCAGUGUUAGAAAAGAAGCUUUGCAGUCUCUCAGACUCAGUCUUCCCAUGCAAGAAACGCAACUGUGCUCCACUGCAUCUUCAUUGUCCUUGGAAAAGGAGGAGCAGGUCCGACUGCAGGCCCGGAAGCGGCUGGAAGAGCAGCUGAUGCAGUACCGAGUUAAGCGCCAUCGGGAGAGGUCCAGCCAGCCUGCAACUAAAAUGAAACUUUCUAGUACACUUGAUCCUGAGCUCAUGUUAAAUCCAGAAAAUUUGCCAAGGGCCAGUACUGUAGCUGUGACAAAGGAAUAUUCCUUCCUGCGUACCAGUGUUCCUCGAGGGCCCAAGGUAGGCAGCUUAGGGCUGCUGGCACAUUCUAAGGAGAAAAAGAACUCCAAGUCAAGCAAGAUCCGGUCUCUGGCUGACUACAGAACUGAGGAUUCAAGUGACUCUGGUGGUCUUGGUUCUACUGCUGAUGCUGUUGGAAGUUCCCUGAAACAAAGUAGAAGUAGCACUUCGGUUGUGUCUGAGGUUAGCCCGUCAUCUGAGACUGAUAACCGUGUAGAGAGUGCCUCUCUGACUGGGGAUAGUGUGUCAGAGGCUGAUGGAAAUGAGAGUGACAGUUCUUCACACAGCAGCUUCUCUGCCCGAGGGGCCUAUGGUGUCCUGGGGAAUGUGGGCAUGCCAGGAGCAGCUUACAUGGUUGAUGGCCAAGAGAUUUCUGCUGAGGUCCUGGGCCAGUUUCCUUCAAUUAAAGAUGUACUACAGGCUGCAGCAGCCCAGCAACAAGAUCAGAACCAGGAAGCCAACAGGGAAGUGCGGAGCCGUAGAGACAGCAUCUGCAGCAGUGUGUCCAUGGAGAGCUCUUUGGCUGAACCACAGGAUGAAGUGUUGCAGAUUCUUAAAGAUAAAAGGAGACUUGAAGGACAGGUGGAGGCUUUGUCAUUAGAAGCCAGUCAGGCACUUCAAGAGAAGGCUGAGUUACAGGCCCAGCUCGCAGCCCUGAGCACAAGGCUACAGGCACAGGUGGAACACAGCCACAGCAGCCAGCAGAAGCAAGACUCCCUUAGUUCCGAAGUGGAUACCUUGAAGCAGUCUUGUUGGGAUCUAGAGCGGGCCAUGACUGACCUGCAGAACAUGCUAGAAGCUAAAAAUGCCAGUCUGGCAUCCUCAAACAAUGACCUCCAGGUGGCAGAGGAGCAGUAUCAGAGACUGAUGGCCAAAGUAGAAGACAUGCAGAGAAACAUCCUCAGCAAGGACAACACAGUGCAUGACCUGCGGCAGCAGAUGACAGCACUACAGAGCCAGCUCCAGCAAGUACAGCUGGAGCGCACAACACUAACCAGCAAACUGCAAGCAUCACAGGCUGAAAUCACUUCUCUGCAGCAUGCCCGGCAGUGGUACCAACAGCAGCUUGCUUUGGCCCAGGAGGCCAGGGUCAGGCUGCAAGGAGAGAUGGCCCACAUCCAGGUUGGACAGAUGACCCAAGCGGGCCUUUUGGAGCACCUGAAGCUUGAGAAUGUGUCCCUGUCGCAACAACUGACAGAAACUCAGCAUCGAUCCAUCAAGGAGAAAGAGCGCAUAGCUGUUCAGCUGCAGAGCAUUGAGGCUGACAUGUUGGAUCAGGAGGCAGCAUUUGUACAGAUUCGGGAGGCAAAGACAAUGGUAGAAGAGGACCUCCAAAGGAGGCUGGAAGAAUUUGAAGGUGAACGGGAGCAGUUACAGAAAGUGGCAGAUGCAGCAGCAUCCCUGGAACAACAAUUGGAACAGGUGAAGCUGACAUUGUCUCAGCGAGAUGAGCAGCUUGCAGCACUUCAGCAGGAGCACCUGGAUGUGAUAAAGCAGCUUACAUCUACGCAGGAGGCGCUACAGGCCAAAGGGCAGACCCUCGAUGACCUGCAUACACGUUAUGAUGAGCUACAGGCAAGGCUGGAGGAGCUGCAGAGAGAGGCUGACUCCAGGGAGGAUGCAAUUCACUUCUUGCAGAAUGAGAAGAUUGUCUUGGAAGUGGCUCUGCAGUCGGCUAGGAGUGACAAGGAAGAACUGGACAGAGGAGCGAGGCGUUUGGAAGAAGAUACUGAGGAGACAUCAGGAGUUUUGGAACAAUUGAGACAAGAUUUAGCUGUCAAGUCCAACCAGGUGGAGCACUUGCAGCAAGAGACAGCCACAUUGAGAAAACAGAUGCAGAAAGUAAAGGAGCAGUUUCUUCAGCAAAAGGUGAUGGUAGAGGCAUACCGUCGAGAUGCUACUUCCAAAGACCAACUCAUUAAUGAGCUGAAAGCCACCAAAAAACGGCUGGACUCAGAGAUGAAGGAACUGAGGCAGGAGCUGAUGAAGCUGCAUGGGGAGAAGAAGACUGUGGAAGUCGAGCACUCACGACUGCAGAAGGACAUGUCUCUGGUUCACCAGCAGAUGGCAGAGCUUGAGGGGCAUCUUCAGUCAGUGCAGAAAGAACGAGAUGAAAUGGAGAUUCACCUGCAGUCUCUGAAGUUUGACAAAGAGCAGAUGAUAGCCCUUACUGAGGCCAAUGAGACACUAAAGAAACAAAUAGAAGAACUGCAACAAGAGGCCAAGAAGGCCAUCACAGAACAGAAGCAGAAGAUGAAGAGGCUGGGCUCAGAUCUGACCAGUGCCCAGAAGGAGAUGAAGACGAAGCACAAGGCUUAUGAGAAUGCUGUGAGCAUUCUCAGCCGUCGCCUGCAGGAGGCUCUGGCCACUAAGGAGGCCACAGAUGCGGAGCUGAACCAGCUCAGAGCUCAGAGCACAGGUGGCAGCAGUGACCCUGUUCUACAUGAGAAGAUUCAUGCUCUGGAGGUGGAACUGCAGAAUGUUGGUCAAAGCAAGAUACUGUUGGAGAAGGAGUUACAAGAGGUGAUCACAAUGACUAGCCAGGAGCUGGAAGAGUCCCGGGAGAAGGUGCUGGAGCUAGAAGAUGAGCUUCAAGAAUCCAGAGGCUUCAGAAAGAAGAUAAAACGUCUUGAAGAGUCAAAUAAGAAACUAGCUCUGGAGUUAGAACAUGAACGAGGAAAGCUCACCGGCCUUGGACAAUCUAAUGCAGCUCUGCGGGAGCACAACAGCAUUCUGGAGACUGCUCUAGCCAAGAGGGAAGCUGACCUGGUACAGCUGAAUCUCCAGGUACAGGCAGUUUUACAGCGCAAAGAGGAGGAGGAUCGCCAGAUGAAGCAACUUGUCCAAGCCUUACAAGUCUCAUUAGAGAAAGAAAAGAUGGAAGUGAACAGCCUAAAGGAACAGAUGGCUGCUGCCAGGAUAGAAGCUGGACACAACCGCCGCCACUUUAAGGCAGCUACUUUGGAGCUGAGUGAGGUGAAGAAAGAACUGCAAGCCAAAGAACACCUGGUACAGACACUGCAGGCUGAAGUGGAUGAUCUGCAGAUUCAGGAGGGAAAGCAUUCUCAAGAAAUAGCACAAUUCCAGACUGAGCUGGCAGAAGCUAGAACCCAGCUCCAGCUCCUACAGAAGAAGCUAGAUGAGCAGAUGAGCCAGCAACCGACAGGGAGCCAAGAGAUGGAAGAUCUCAAAUGGGAAUUGAAUCAGAAAGAACGAGAGAUUCAGUCCCUGAAGCAGCAGCUUGGCUUGACAGAGCAACAGGGCAAGAAAGAACUAGAGGGUACACAGCAGACACUUCAGACUAUCAAGUCUGAGUUGGAAAUGGUACAGGAAGAUCUGUCUGAGACCCAGAAGGAUAAGUUUAUGCUUCAAGCCAAAGUGUCUGAACUGAAGAACAACAUGAAGACUCUGCUGCAGCAGAACCAACAGCUCAAGCUGGACCUCCGCCGUGGUGCAGCCAAGAAGAAAGAGCCAAAAGGUGAGUCCAACUCAUCCAGUCCUGCAACACCCAUCAAGAUACCAGACUGCCCUGUCCCAGCCUCAUUACUAGAGGAGCUGCUGAGGCCCCCACCUGCUGUGAGCAAGGAGCCCCUCAAGAAUCUCAACAGCUGUUUGCAGCAGCUCAAGCAGGAAAUGGACAGUCUACAGCGCCAGAUGGAGGAGCAUACCAUCACUGUGCAUGAAUCCCUGUCCUCCUGGGCUCAGGUGGAAGCUGCCCCAGCAGAGCAUGCCCAUCCCCGGGGAGAUACAAAACUACAUAAUCAAAACAGUGUUCCCAGAGAAGGUCUGGGCCAAUGACCACUGUUGUCCUAAUCACCAAGUAUUUGUGGCUGUUGAAGAACUACUCUUAACAAUAUUAUUUAUUUGAUCGAAUGCUCUGGUGGCGUUUCUUUUUGUUGUUGUUUUUUCCUUUUUUUAAGAAAUGAGAUUUAAAUUUUCCUUUACUUUUUUAUCAAGGAUUAAAACAACAGAAAAAACUGGGAGGUAGUGGUACACACUUUUAAUCCCAGCACCCAGGAGGCAGAUGCAGGCAUGAUCUCUAGGAGUUUGAGGCCAGCAUGUUCUACAGAUCAAUAGUUCCAGAACAGCCAGGGCUACAAAGAGAGACUGUCAUAAAUAAUAAAUAAGUAAAUAAAUAAACAAACAAGUAAAUAAAUAAAUGGAUGAAGCAAAGAUUAAAAACAGUCAUUUUAAACCACAACUAGCUUUUCUCAUGAAAUGACCAAAUCUUAAAAACAUCAGAGUUUGGACUGCUGGUGAAAUCUGAGUGAAUCUAUCUGAACAGUCACUUGCAGAAGGACACACAUAAAACCUUUACUUUCCUACAUAAAUGAGUUUUUAUUUACACCUUUUGCUUUUUAUUUCAUUUGCUUUUCAAACUAUCCUACCUAAAUAAGAUGUAUAUAUGAAUAUUAAGUCUUUUGAAAACAUAUAUCUAUAUUAUUUAAGGACCUAAUUGUCUUACUGAUUUCCUUUUGAAAUUUUACUAUGGAAAACAGUUAUACAUGUAGCUUUAGGAAUAUCAGUUUAAAAAUGUAUUUUAAGAAAUAUAACUUAGCCGGGCAGUGGUGGCGCACGCCUGUAAUCCCAGCACUCUGGGAGGCUGAGGCAGGUGGAUUUCUGAAUUCAAGGCCAGCCUGGUCUACAGAGUGAGUUCCAGGAUAGCCAGGGCUAUACAGAGAAACCCUGUCUCGAAAAAAACAAAUCCAAAAAAAAAAGAAAUAUAACUUAUUUUCUAUGCAUCCUAAAACCAAAUACUCUUGGCACAGAAAGAGUUGUUUUAGUUUUAGUCUUUUUAUUUCUGAGAGUCUUUUCUGCCAACAUCUCCAUGAAUUAAUAACACCUCUCAACUCUGUGGCUUUACAUGGUUUUACUCACUUUGGCCCUACCAACAGGGCAGAGCUAGUCAGGCCUUGCAGUUAGCAGGGGACAAAAGGACCUCCAAGGUCUCCUCAUAGUAACUUGACAUUUGGAGAACACUGGUAGAGGAAAAGAGUAGGAGAGGAGGCAGCCUUGGUCUUGGGUUAUAGGCUGCAUACACUGUGUCCCAAAGAUAGUUUAUUAAGCACUGUGAAUGUCUGUGCGGCCAUCAGGAACUACCAUGGACAUCUACUGAAUACUUGUGGCACAAGAAGUCAGAGUAAUACCUGGAAGAGGGUAGUAGGCAGCUUUGGUCUUCUAAGACAAGUCAAGAGACAAAAGCUUUUUUAAAGUCAGCACUAAGUGUGUGAUUUAUUGCUGUCUGCUUCCCAAAUCAUAAUAAUGCUUUAUAUACUGACUAAUUAGAACAGUUGAGGUCUUUAAUCUUUGUGAAUGCUCAUGAAGAAAAUUUAAAAUAAAGUGGGUUUUUUGAUUCAUAACUGUAAUUCCAGCAUUUUGGAGGCAGACUCAGGAAAAAGAUCAGUUUAAGACUAGUUUUCAGCUAUAUAGCAAGUUCCAGUCAAGAGUGGGUUACAUGAAACCCAUGACUUAAAAAGACAUAUAAGCUGGAACAACAACAAAAAAGAUAUGAAAUAUUGUUAGAAGGGAAAGAGAGAAAGACCUGAAGAAGGAAGCUCUAAGUAUUAGUGAUCAGCUAGUUGGUGUCUUUUAGUGGGUUUCUUGUCUAUGUUGUGGAUAGUCAGUUUGGAAUUUUUAAUCUGUGUUCUCUUAUAAUAUCCUAUUAGAAGGUUAGCUAAUGUGGUUAAAGUAGAACUAUCCACAGUAAUGUCAGUGUUUGAAAAAUAUUCUCUAGCAAGUAUUGGAACUUCAAAAUGUAUAAAUCAUUUGUACAGGGUUUAUCUUUUAAAAAAUUUUAAAACUUUAUUAUAAAUAUACCUUUUCAAUCUCUAAGUUAGAAAUUAUAAAAAGAUAAUAAUUUACAUUCUUAUUUAUUUUGUAUUUUUAAUGUCAAACCCAAGAAAUAGUACUUGGUUUGGACUUAAUUCUGCAACCUUCUUCUAUGUGAAGAGAUCUUCAAGUGAGUUGUGUUGAUUGUGUUGUCUGGGAAAGAGUAAGCUAAUUCUGAACUCAUUCAAGUGAAGGUUGGUUUCAUGGGUUAACCCCCAUUUCUUCGGUUGCUUUGCUGUCCCAUACGCACGUACACUCUUAAUAUCCUCAGAAAUGGCUCUUCUCCUAAACUUUGUAGUCUGCCUUGUAGAUUCUUGGCUAAGUUCCUCUUGGCUCCAUGAAAGGCCUGGCAUGUCUUGGCUUCUUUCUCUGUCCCUCUUUGUGCACCAAUGUGUCUUUUUUCACAUUUGUGGCUCAGAGGACUCUCAGAUUGGAGCUGGCAUUCUCUUAGGGUUCUUUAAGUCACCUUGAAUUUGAGUUUUCAAGUUUCCUUUUUUGUUUGUUUGGUUUGGUUUUUUUUCUUUCCUAAGAGGGAUCUAAGGGAUUCUAUUGUACUUCACCUCCUUGAGCUUAUUCUUGAGUGAAUAUAGCUUGAUUACUGUUGCCUCUGCAGCCAAAACUGGGAACUUUAGAUAUGCUCAUGAAAACCUGCAGGCAGGUCUGGAGGGUUGUUUUUUCAGGCAGGCUCACACCAUUGUGAACGAUUUGAGCAUAUAUCAUAUAUGCUGUACCAUGUCUUAUACUGGACACUUUGGCUUGCAUGAUUUGCACUAUUAGUUGGUUUUCUUAAGUUUAAAAAAAUUACCAUGAAAUUUCAAUCAUUGUUUUUCUGGUAGACAUCCAAUUGAUGCCAUGAUUUUAGAUUUUUACACCAUUGUAGUAAGCAAUGAUUUUGAGAAGAUGUAAGGCUGACUUUACAUGGACUUCAGGGAGCAGGACUGCUGUCUCAGAAGGUAGUCUUAGUGUAUAUAUCAGAAAGCUUGGUUAAAUUCUUCUCCAUUUCACAAUAAACUUUACCAUUAUGUGGAUAUUGUAAAAGCCAGAGUCUUAUAGGUCACUAUGAUAUAUAUUUUUCAUAUAUUUUGAAAUAAAAAUUGGUAGGUGAUUUUGGAUUUGAAAGGGACCAUCAUAUUUUAAAAGUCCUGGAGCCUUGGAGCAUCCCAGUGAUAAUAAUAAUACUGUGGCAUGAGAUAUCCUGAGUCUUAUCCUAACAUGCUCAGUAGUUUGGAAUUCUAGCUCAAUCUACUCUGUAGUGGUCAUAGGUACUGACAGGAUCUUUGGGUCCAUGUCCAGUUUAGGGGGUCCAAAAUUUCAGUGGUUUUUGAGUUUCUCAUUUUUAUAAAAAGUUAUCUCACAAGGGAGUCUUCACAUUGGGGCUUUCCCCAGGAAACUGUCAUCACUGGUAACAAACUGUAACUUUAAAAGGCAUGUUGUUGCUGUUAUUGUUUUGCCUUUUUUUAAUGUAAGUAUGUUUGGGAACUCCUUACAUUUUAUGCAAUAAACUAUUUUUGGUAAA